Molecule: messenger RNA, 3270 nt
Organism: Anopheles stephensi (Asian malaria mosquito)
Lineage: Eukaryota; Metazoa; Arthropoda; Insecta; Diptera; Culicidae
Product: E3 ubiquitin-protein ligase RNFT1
Exons: 3
Coding region: 639-2711 (690 amino acids)
Biological process (GO): positive regulation of ERAD pathway
Molecular function (GO): ubiquitin protein ligase activity
Source: RefSeq, a predicted model, not a curated record
ACGUAAAAACAACACCAACAUACGUCAAGAAGAAGGAAGGAAAGCAGUGCAGAAUAAUUGAAAACUUUCUUUUCCUACACCAAAAUUAAAGCUUUGUAUCGUGUUUUCGAUACGUAAUGUGACGCGUGAUUUGGAGCGCCUUUUGCCUUUGCAAAGUUGGGCCUUGCUGUUUGGUCCAGAAGAAUACGUUCCAGCGUAGAGAAUUUCAUCAGCAAUGAAUGAGUGAGUCAUCGACGGUGCCAGAAUCAUCCGAAUCGUAAUGCAAUCCUGUGUGUUAGUGUUGUUGUCAGUCACUCUGGAACAAAACCAGUUCGUAUGCGUAUGUUCCACAACUCAGGCCGAGCCACUUUUACAUAUUGGAACAACUUUGAUGUCGUUUACAGAUUGCAGGAAGCAAAGUAUGUGAACCAGCAAAGGCCAUACGUUAAUAAUUACCGGCAGCAGUACCCAUAAUCCGCCAGGCUGGUGACGUGAGUAGUAAAGAAAAAAGGGAAACAAGACAUUGUGCCGUGGUGACCAACAGGAAGGCUGGACGUCGUUCCUUUUGCACGUCUUAUCGAAAGCUUAAGCCUGUAAGAUACGUAAGCAACAUCAAGGUGGAGGUGGUGUUUGACUCCACGUCCUAGCGUUAGUGUAAAAUGUCCGAUACAAAAGUGAUAGCUGAAACCAACGUACAGCAAACGGAAAAUCUGCGGGAAGAUACAAGCCGGACCGAAGAGGUAACAGCACCACCAUCAUCGGUAGAAGAGAUUCAUGUUGCAGGGCCUACCUCAAUAACGACAACAAUAGAAGCUUCGCCUGCUGCAACUAUCGUUCCAACCGAUAUUUCUAGCACGGGAGAAACCCCGUCCAUUGGUACCGGGACCCCGGAACAACCUGCGUCCGGUGGGAUAGUACUUCCAAUUACAACGACCUCCUCCUCCUUAGCGACUGCACCAGUCCGUGGACCAAGCGUAGAGCGUCAGACAUCGGUUGGUUCGAUAGACAGUACGUCCAUGUCGAUCGGUGCUGGUUCGAGCAACGGCAGUGGACCGGGUGGAUUUCGCAACUCGCUGAGCAAUGGACGGAUGUUCAGCCGGUUUAUGUCGGCGGGACGCGGUCGAGGGGCAAACAAUCAUAGGGCAACUACGCGAAGAGGUUCCAACUUUAGCAACGUUAUGUUUAACGAUUUGAUGUCCCUGCUGCAACAGGCGCGACACCCUGUCAAUUUGUUCUCCUCGGAUCGAACGGGGCUGUUCGUAAAUUCGGAAAGAUCACACGGCACCGGAACUAGCACACCUCCGAUGAUGGGCAACGGUGCGAAUGGGAAUGCAAUCGUUACCAGCAGUGACGUUGUGAUUGAUGUGGACGAAGGAAGCGGUACGACCGGCGGUGGAGGCUCUUUACGUUCAUCCCACAACGAACUAUACCCGAUGUCACACUCUUCUUCCGCGGUGAAUGCAAACGUUCGUCCAUUUUUCUGGGUUCAUUCGGGCGAUGAAAAUGCACCAGCCGCAGGCCCCCCUAUGGGUGGACGUUCACCUUUAUUUAAUUUUAACAACAGCCACCACCAUCACCACUUUCACAAUCAUCAACCGUUGUCAUCGCACCACCAGCAGUCGGCUGCAGGGCUAUCCGCUGCUACAACGGCGUCGAUGGCUUCCCAGUCUCCCAUAUCCGCAGGCGGCGUUGAAGGUGGCGUUCCUUCGAUGAAUGGUGAAUCAGCGAGGAUCGGUGUUUUGCUAACGCCUACCACGGGAAAUGCGCCUACCAUUGGAGCUGCGGGUACUACGCGGAGUAAUAGUAUUAGCUCUAAUCAGCAGAACGAAGAUCCCACUGACGACGCACUCAAUCAGCUGCCCGAAUCCCGCGCCUUAAUCGAGGCCGUGGGGCGUUACAUGCCAUUGUUGAUAAUCAUUGUGGCCAAGCUGUCUUAUGACCAUCUUGAUGGUAUAAUGCACUUCUUGCUGCUGCUACUGACGUUCUAUCACUCAAACUGGGUCGUGCGACAAGAAAUCUCGAAACAAAAGCAACGACGCGUUAUCGUGCUGCUGCGUGAACUGAUUAUCCUCGUUCUCGCUUUGCUAAUACUUGGACUUGUAAUGGAAUGGAAGAUCAUCUGUUUGGUGAUACUGUUUAUACCUGACCACAUGCAACAGGGGUCGCUGAAAGGAUUACUGUUUGCCGUAUGCAUAACGGACCUGAUACUGAAGCUGAUCAUUAUUGUAAUCAAAAUCAUCGUCACCCUUAUGCCGCCGAGCGUGGUCGAUUACAAAAGUAGGGGUAAGGUGUACUUGAUGAUAGAAGCGCUCUCCCAACUAUAUCGUGCCGCAGCCCCAAUUCAGCCAUGGUUAACAUUUUUGUUCGAAUCGUACUCCGGUUCGGAAAAGAUGGUUGGAGUUAUUUUGUCGGCAGUAUAUAUCGUGGCAAAAUCUACCGACUUGCUUGAUAGGAUCAAGUUCUGUCGGCGAUCGUUUAUUAAAUUGCUUCAAAAAACGAGUUAUGGAAACGUACCUACCAAGGAACAGCUGCAAGCGUGCGGUGGACAGUGCUCGAUCUGUCAUGAUAACUUCAAUUCGCCGGUGUUGCUAGAGUGUAACCACAUCUUCUGUGAGCUGUGCGUUGGCACAUGGUUCGAUCGAGAGCAAACGUGUCCCUUGUGUCGCGCAAAAAUCGUUGACGAUCCUUCCUAUAGAGACGGAGCUACCACAUUAUUUUUGCAGCUAUACUAAACGUUCGGUAGAGCGGAAAAUGGUAAUCGAAACUCCAUUCAUGGUUUUGUAAUUAAUGUAUUUUUCAGCACAUUUGUUUGUUAUGUUCUACUGGGUGUAUGAUGCAUUAAAUUGAAUAAUGUAUUCGUUUAAGAUGAUGAGUAAAAUUCCAAAUGCUGGCGAUUAAGGAUAUCCAUACUUUUUACCGUACCGUGCAUUUUAAACUCGAUAAUCAAUUCAAACUUAGUCGUUUGUGAUUGCGCCGUGAUUAUACUAAUUCACCAACAAUACAAAGGGUGGUUCAGUGUGGUGAGAACAGAAGCAGAAGUGAGUUCGUUUUACUAACCCCUUAUAAUAAGCAAACAAAAAACUAGACUUAUAUCAGUUUAAAAAUGGUAUUGAAAGAUAGGUACACCGAACUGCACACAGGUAUGUUAGGAUUCUGCGAUAGCGUUUAAAUAUUGUGAAACAUUAGUCAUAAUUUGUUGCGAUACACUGUAAACCAUUAAAAACUGUAAAAUGGAAUAAUCUGCAAUCAAUAAAGUGGUCCAUAUCUUGUUUAUGGAUUUGUUAAACAUUA